Molecule: messenger RNA, 1679 nt
Organism: Fopius arisanus
Lineage: Eukaryota; Metazoa; Arthropoda; Insecta; Hymenoptera; Braconidae
Exons: 2
Coding region: 303-1610 (435 amino acids)
Source: RefSeq, a predicted model, not a curated record
UUUUUUUUCUCGAUUUUUCCUUUAUCCUUGAUUACCUCGGAUGCAGGAAUAUUUCCACCAAUUAUCGAGAUACGUAUCGAAUAUGUAUCACUCACCAAGAUCUAUUUACUGGAAUGUUUUAUUUCCGCAAUGCGCAAACGCGAGAUCAUACUCUAUCCUUGAUCGAAACCUAGAUCAUUUAUCAUUGUGUAAGGAGUGAGGAAAGAGAAUUGGUCUCUGCAAAAAAAAUCCUGCGUAAUAAAAUAGUAUAAGAAAAUAUCACAAUUAUUUAAUUAAUAAUUUUCAAAAAUCGCGUCUACAAAAUGAGGAGAACCGAUCAAUUUUUUUUGCUGUUCCUUUUCACCUGCAGUUUAAAUUUCUUUCAAUUGUGUAAUUGCAGCAGUCAUAUCCCAUGUGUAAAAAAUUCUAGUGGCGGAAAAAAUAAAGUCAAAAGGAACCCCCACGGCGGUAGCUACACAAUGUCAUGUUCGAGUUUCACGACGACUUACGAGUCAUUUCUACCGCUGGUGGAUCGCGCCUACUGGAUAAAAGCCAGCAAAGACGAGGGCUUCCAGGAUCGAAUAUCGGUCUCGAUGUACCGUUACUACAUGGUGCAGCACUUGUACGCGAGACUUGCGCAAAUUCGAGUUGCAAAGGGGCUGGGGGACGAUGAGGACCAGAAAUUCGCGAAGCACGUCUACGGAGUGGCGUCCUGCGUCCCCUACAGCAUCUUCGUGUACCUGUACAACCUCGGGGACCUGCAGAUAGCCCCGAGCUCAGGAAAAGACCUUGAGGAUUCCAAGUACUUCGAGUACUCAGUGCUGAUGUGGCCGAAUAGAGAGGGUCACUUCGGUCGAGUCGACAACACCAACCACUGGAAGUACAUGUCGAUGCCAGCGCCGAUGGUGAUGGCUCAGGCCAUCCAGGAGGAUCUUCUCUUUACUCAGAAUUCCUCGGGGAGCCCCUACUGGGACCUCAAGCCAGAUAUCAGGCCCUUCUCCAAUGAUUUCCAUCCUGGACUGCCAACGGCUAAUCUUCUCGGGUGGGCACCUGCCACUCCCUUGACUCAUUCUCAACGUCACAUUCUUCACGCGUCAGGAAUCACUGAGAAUAAUUUUGAUGUCAUCUAUUCUCGGUACAUGUUCAACUCAAAACUCCUGGAGAUACUUCACGCGUACUUCAAGGCCUCUCGUCAGAUCACCAUGAACAUCAGGUCCUUCUAUGAGGACAAGCUCCAGCACUUCGGGGGAAGAGAGCAACUCGGAUGGCUGGAGAGGGAUCUCGAGGUCGAUGUUCCCUUCAGCCGGUCCAUAUCCUACGUUGAGAGGAAUGUCAGGGGGAAACUACAUCCCCUUCAGGCUAAAUCUGCGGAUAAUGUCGAGUUCUCACUGAUUCUGGGGCUCAGGGUGAGAAAAUACACUGGUCCGGUCAACGAUUGGGCUGUCUACGACUGGGAAAAUUAUCGCAGGGUCCCUGACAGCUGGAUCACCACCAGGAACUCUGUGUUUGAAUUCGGCGAUCUGCAGGGAAUCAAUGGGACUGACAUUUCUGUCUCCCAGGAGAGGGAUGGCAUCAGGAUGAGAUUCGUCGAUAAAAGCUUUAAUCAUCUUAAUUAUCCUGGAGGAGAUUAAUCAAUUUUAUUGUUAUUUUUAUUGUUGUGUAGAUCUACCAUUUUUUUUACGUGUAAAAUAUUCAAUGAA